CUCUCAUAUUCGGCAGAAUCUUCGCGUUCUGAAAUUUCCCUUCACAUCCAACCCACUUUCCUUUUUUUCUGUCCCUUGUUAUUAUUAUUAUUUCACAAUCUCACUCUCCUCUCCCCAUUUAUUAUUUAUUCCAUUACCCUUCUCCCUUCUUCCCCUCACUAUUCUCCCUUUCCCCUUUCACCCUGCAAAUUCUGAAUCUCAACAGCGACAAAGAUCCAAUGGGUUCGGUUCCUUCAGAACUGACCUUGGAUUUACGACCGACUUUCGUUCCCAAAACCAUCACUGAUUUCCUCUGCCACCUCUCCUCUGCCCCCGAUAAGCUUCCCAGGCUCCACGAUUUCCUCGCCCGUUUGGAGGACGAACUCAGAAAGAUCCACGCCUUUAAACGCGAGCUCCCUCUCUCCAUGCUCCUCUUAAACGACGCAAUUUCAGUUGUCAGGGAGGAAUCGGAGAAAUGCAGGGCUCGUAAUUCGGUACCAGUGCUGGAAGAGUUUAUUCCCCUGAAGAAAGAGCGCGAUGAGAACGAGGAUAACGAUAACAAAGACACGGAAUGCAGGGAUAAGAAGAAUUGGAUGAGUUCGGUUCAGCUCUGGAACAACACUGCCACUUGUAAUAAUGACGCCUCUGAUCACAAACAACAUCGUAAAUUAGAAAUCAAGAAGAGUGAAGAAGAAGGGCAAUCUGUGGGUGAGGACCCAUUUCAAUCUUGUAGUUAUAGAAACGGAGGAGGGAGAGGUUUUAUGCCUUUCUCUGCAUACACUUGUUCCUCUUCUUCUUCUGUCCCUGUGAGAACAGUGGCACUGGGAAACAAAGAAGAGAAGGAAGAUAGUGUUGUGAAUAGACUUUCUCUUUUAAGCCCUCCAGUGAAGAGCUUCAAAGAAGGGUGUGGUUCCAGGGGAUCAAGAAGCAGCAGUUCCAAUAGGGCUGUUUCUUCAUCUCCUCCUACGGUUCAACCUAGUUUGCGUGCAGCACCGCUUCAGCACCAACAGACAGCGAGGAAACAGAGGAGGUGCUGGUCCCCUGAGUUGCAUCGUAGAUUUGUUAAUGCUUUGCAGAAACUCGGUGGCUCUCAAGCGGCAACACCAAAGCAAAUUAGAGAGCUCAUGCAGGUUGAUGGGCUGACUAAUGAUGAAGUGAAGAGCCAUUUACAAAAAUAUCGACUUCAUACGCGGAGAGUUCCAACUGCAAGUGGGAAUCAGCCAGUUGUAGUUCUUGGAAGCUUGUGGAUGUCUCAAGAUCAGUACAAUGACUCUUCAAAGGUUAGCAGUUCAGGGUCUGGUUCUCCUCAAAGUCCCCUUCAUUUAGGUGCAGGGUGCAGGGGAGGGACAUCCCCAACUGAGGGUGACAGCAUGGAAGAUGAUGAAGAUGCAAAAUCCGAGAGUUAUAGCUGGAAAAGUCAGUUGCACAAAGCUGCAAAAGUUGAUGUAUAGAUACUACUCUCCACCAUGAAUUUUGCAGAUAAAAGUAUACAUGGGAGGAGUUUUACGACUAUAUAAGAAUAACCAAUACAUGAAUACAUAAAAAGAAGGUCAACGGAGAGAGGCUGUUGCAGUUUUUGAAGGUUUACUUUAGCUUGCCUUCUAUACAACCUGAGUUUUCAUACCAGACCCCCCAUUAAAAUAUCCCUUUUCUUCUUGACGUUAAGGAGCAGGUCAUAUUUUUACAUGUCAUAAAAUUCUUUCAUUUCUUUUUGUCACGAGAACUCUGUGAUGCCUCAGAAGUAAUUAAUUAGUCACAUAUUUAGAUGGGUUUAUCUUGCAUGUUUGGGUGGAUAAUUUUGCUUGAUUUCUUCUCUUACUUUAUUUACACAAAUAAAUCACUUCACAAAUUUCAGAGGUGUCUUAUCAUAAUUGAUCAUUUUUUUC
Abrus precatorius (Indian licorice) is the source of this 1865-nucleotide messenger RNA. RefSeq names its product myb family transcription factor EFM-like. Gene Ontology annotation, biological process: regulation of DNA-templated transcription. The coding region runs from base 219 to 1430 and encodes 403 amino acids. NCBI's taxonomy places the organism in Eukaryota, Viridiplantae, Streptophyta, Magnoliopsida, Fabales, Fabaceae. The transcript has 5 exons. The record is from RefSeq and is a predicted model, not a curated record. Gene Ontology annotation, molecular function: DNA-binding transcription factor activity; DNA binding.